AUUCUGAGACUCGGAUCCGGAGCAGGCUUAUCCAAGUAGCCAAACACGUCCCAUCAGUAGGCGUGGUCAUCAAAGGUGGGAAUUCGCAGAACAGAAACGAUCGAUCGAUCUCUAGACUGUGAGAGAGAGAGAGUGUGGAAGUGAGAAGCAAAGUCAGGGAAGAUGGGAGGAGGAAUGGAAGCCCACAAGAACAGGUUCAUAGAGGAUUGGGGUGCUGCUAGAGAGAAUCUCGAGCACAAUUUCCGAUGGACUCGCCGCAACUUGGCCCUCGUUGGCAUCUUCGGCAUCGCAAUUCCCGUCCUUGUCUACAAGGGCAUUGUCAGAGAAUUUCAUAUGCAAGACGAAGAUGCAGGCCGACCAUAUAGGAAGUUUCUGUGAGAAUUUGACAAAUCCUUUGUAAUAAUUGUGGGGCUUGCGAAGAUGAGAACUUAAACGAGACCACAAACAUGUGCCUUUUCUUCUCUCCACUAAGCGUUUUUCUAUCUUCUCUUUUGGAGUGAAAAACCGGAAGACCUUGUAUGAAAUCAUUUGGUGUUGGACUUGAUUACAUUGCAGUUUAUAUUAUUGCUAUUUUUAUAGAAAGGAAUUGCAAGUUGUGUUGUU
This is a messenger RNA of Neltuma alba, 603 nucleotides long. RefSeq lists its product as uncharacterized. The transcript is spliced from 2 exons. The coding region runs from base 163 to 378 and encodes 71 amino acids. The record is from RefSeq and is a predicted model, not a curated record. NCBI's taxonomy places the organism in Eukaryota, Viridiplantae, Streptophyta, Magnoliopsida, Fabales, Fabaceae. Gene Ontology annotation, cellular component: respiratory chain complex I.